AUGCUGGCUGUGCUCGGCCGAUCGGCCCGUCGGCGCGCCGCAGACCAGCUGGCAGGCGCCGCCUUGGCGGAGCUCGGCUGGAGCGGUGGCGCGGCGAGGCAGGCGGUGCGGGCCUGGCAGCUGCAGCCCAGCCGCUUUGUCGUGGCGGGCGCGCCAGGGGACGACCUGGCUGGUGUGCUGGCCAAGGCCCGGCGCCUGGCAGGGCCAGUGGGAGUGUUGGCGGGCGUGUUUGGAUCGAUAUGCGGGGUGGGGGGAGGCGUGAUCAUCGUGCCCCUCAUUGUGUCCGCCUGCAAGACCAUCCCGCAGCGUGUGGUGUCUGGCACUUCGCUGGCCGCAGUGCUGAGCACCGCGCUGGUGUCUGCCCACACCUACAGCAGCAGCGGGUGCGUGGACCUGGCCGCCGCGGCCCUGGUCAGCCCCGCCGCCAUGCUGACGGCGCCGCUGGGGGCCCGCCUCACCGCCCGCCUCAACUGCACCGCGCUGCGCCGCAUCCUGGGUUUCUUCCUGCUGGCGGCCGCCCCCAUGGCCUACCUGCUAACUUUCCACCCGGACCUGGAAGAAUCGUGUGAGGCAGCAGAAGCCUCCAGCGGCGGCGGCGGCGGCGGCGGCGGCGACGGCGGCACUCCCGCAGCCCCCUCAGCAGCCGCCUCUGCAGCCGAGCCGGCCGGCACAUUUGCGGGCCUGACCUUCCCUCCCCCCGCCACGGCUGCGCUGCUGACGGCGACGGGGGCGGUGGCGGGGCUGGCUUCGGGGCUGCUGGGCGUGGGAGGCGGCGUGAUUGUCACGCCGCUCCUGGCCCUGCUCACGCCCUUCUCCCAGGCAACAGUGCUGGGCACCUCGCUGCUGUCCAUGAUCCCUCCCGCCAGCGCCGCGCUGGUGCAGCACAGCAGGCUGGGAAACGUGGACUGGCGCAUGGCGGCGGCUCUGGCGACAGGCACAGCGCUGGGCAGCGUGGGCGGCAGUAACCUGGCGGUACAGGCGCCGCCUGGCUACCUGGAAGCUGCCUUCUGCCUGGGCAUGCUGUUCCUGGGGCGCAAGACGCUGCAGACAGCCAAGUAG
Messenger RNA from Chlorella variabilis, 1059 nucleotides. RefSeq lists its product as hypothetical. The transcript has 5 exons. Bases 1 to 1059 code for a protein of 352 amino acids. Lineage: Eukaryota; Viridiplantae; Chlorophyta; Trebouxiophyceae; Chlorellales; Chlorellaceae. Gene Ontology annotation, cellular component: membrane. The record is from RefSeq and is a predicted model, not a curated record.